Molecule: messenger RNA, 4858 nt
Organism: Sodiomyces alkalinus F11
Lineage: Eukaryota; Fungi; Ascomycota; Sordariomycetes; Glomerellales; Plectosphaerellaceae
Product: SAICAR synthase-like protein
Exons: 3
Coding region: 4-4770 (1588 amino acids)
Biological process (GO): phosphatidylinositol phosphate biosynthetic process; inositol phosphate biosynthetic process
Cellular component (GO): cytoplasm; nucleus
Molecular function (GO): inositol hexakisphosphate kinase activity
Source: RefSeq, a predicted model, not a curated record
GUAAUGGGGAGAGGCAUGAGAAGCAUGAGAAGCUUGGGCUCGACAACGGCCUUGGUCAUGCUGGCACCCAUUCCUCUCCAGUCGGCGGACCAGCAUCGGGACCGAGACCGGGACCGGGACCCUUGUACUUUCCAUGACCUCAAAUCCUUCACCACCGAAGUUUCUUCUUCCUUCCCUCCUGAUUCUGCACCUAUCAUCGAACCUGACAUCCAACAAAUCGACCACGACUCCAUCACCCAAUCACUACCCGCAGGACAGCCACAUCCACUGUCACAGCCCCCUGCUCAUCUCGCUUCCGUCCCUGUUGCUGGACCCGCAGCUGCCCAACCAGCUGGGCACGUCGCACUCCCAAACGCGCCUAGCAGCACCGGUACCGGCACCUGCACCUGCACCUGCCCCAGCACUAUUACCACCACCACUACCACCACUACCACUGGCACCGGCACCACCACGACAAGUGCCACUGCCGCUCCCGCCUCUACCCAAAAUAAGAAGACUCGCGGCCCUGCAGCCCUUGCCAGGCACUCCGGCCCGUCACUUCUGACACAGGCCUUGGCGAGUGCGCGUGGCAUUCCUUCCGCUUCAACUUCCACAUCCACUUCACCAUCCUCCCACUCGGAUGACUCGCGUCCCAAAACCACCCCAAGUCCACCCUCCCAUGCUGCUGCCACCGCCAAUACUAAGAACAAACAGCCCUCGCCGCCGUCCGAAGUUGCGACGCCGCUUGCGACGCCGCCUUUUGCUACUACACUUCAGUCCCUGACUUUGCCUGCGCCCUCGAUCAGCAACAGCUACGACAACAACAACAGCGGCAGCGACAGCGGCAGGGACAGCGGCAGUAAUAACAAUACUACCAAUCAUAAUAACAGCCACAAUAGCGCAGGUGCCAACUCCCAUGGUGUAUCCCGCGAAAAGGGCGAUCGCGCCUCAGUAACGCCUCGGACUGCUCCGACCAUCAGUUCCGUGACCCCAGCCACCACUACCGCCUCGACGACGUCCGCUCCCAUGGCCGCGAUACUCUCCCCGGCCGCCCCUGUUGGCGCGCCCCCGUCAUCCUACGAUGCGACCAAUCUCGGCGACAUCGCCGGCAUGUUUGCCGACCGUCUCGCCUACAGUCGGGACUCCAGACACAGGGGGGUUUCUACUGGCCAACUUGAGAAGGAAACCAAGGACACUACGAACACGAAGACCACGGACGUGGUGGAAUUCCCGCCUCGAAGUGGCUUCUCGCACUCGAACGGAACAACCACGCCGGCAACUCGCCCUGCCGCUCAUCCCGCCAACAACUCCGAGUGGAAGGAUCUCCUCUCCGAGCUCCGAACUGUCUGCGCGUCCCGAACACCUGAACAACGCCUGCAGAAAGGUCCCGAGAAGAUGUGGUCCAUAGGCUCUGCCGGUAACCUCGACGGGGAGGAGGAUGGUCAGGUCGAGAAGGCCGUGACCGAAGCCAUGAUGGGCACCGAACCGAAUGCUCGGAGCCGCAAGACGAGCCACAGCCUUCGCUUCUUCAGAGAAGGCCUCCCCAAGGUCUCCAUGCCCCCCAAGAUCCCCAAAGAGGAGAAGGAGAAGGGUCGUAAGAAGACCCAUCGCCAGGCGGCCCCUAGCGAUGCCCAAUUGGUAGUUUCUGGGGGAGAGCCACCCUCGCACCCGGAAAGCUCGGAGACGUCCAUGGAUGACUUGGGACAGGGCGCGACGGCGGCCACCGCCUUGCCUUCGCCGCUUCUUGGCCCCCGCGACGAGCCCGAACGGGGCGUACUACAGCGGGCGAAGACUUUCCCGGUUGAUUUGACCGAGACUGCCCUCGACGAAUCCAAGGCACGACGCGACUAUUUCGGCUUGCGACGAAAGCACGGACAAAUGUUCGACGAGAGCGCCGAUCUCUUCUCGCGAGAGCGAGCCGACGAGAACGAGGACGAGGACGAGGACCAGGACGAGGACGAGGGGGAGUCGACUCCGUCCACUCCGCGCGCUGCGGCCCAUGACGUGGGUACGACGGAGCCUCGUUUCACCGAACACCGGCGGGGCUCGGGCGAAAGCACCGAAGUCGGAGACAGCCACGAAGAAGGCGACGAGUCGGGUGAGGAGAAGAUAUCGUCUGCCGUCUUUGUGCCCCACCAGGGCCCGGACGAAUCAGGAAGCGACGAUAGCGACGUGGCUCCGAGCCUGAGACCGCCGCUGGGACCCCGGACUGCGACGCGAAAUGGGGAUUUCCACCCUUGGUUGGUCAAGGCCGACGAGCCGGAACCAGGGCCCGAAGAAGAGGAGGCGGUGGUAGAAGAACCGUCCCAUCCCGGGAAGGAGACAGAGGAGACAGAGGAGACGGCGGCGGCGGCAGCGGCAGCGGCAGCAUUAACGCCAGCAACGGCAGCUGAGGUGCAGGAUGCAGCGCAGUCGAGGCCGAGUCGGGCACCCGAAGCUGCCCAGUCUGUCGUUGAGACAAAGCGAGACAAGCUAGAUAAGCACCAUUACCCCAGCAACGAGAAAUCGGAGGAGACCAGGGAAGCACAGGCACCGAGAGGGGAGGUUGAGUUGCAACAAGAUCAGCGGCAGGUGCACGACCAACACGUAGGAAUCAAAGAGGAGCCUCUAGAGGCAAUAGAACUCAUUCCCUAUCGCCACCAGGUGGGCGGCCACACUACCCUCUGGCGCUUCUCCCGCCGAGCCGUGUGUAAGCAGCUCAACAACAGGGAGAAUGAGUUUUACGAAAAGGUCGAGCGGCAUCACCGUGACCUGCUGACUUUCUUGCCGAGAUACAUCGGCGUACUGAACGUGACGUUUUCGAAGGAAGUCAGGCGCAAGUCGGUUGUCCAUAAACGCGACGAAAUUGCUUCGCUGGAGCGUCCACAAAAUGGUGAUCAUGACGCGACACGGACGCCAUCGGAUCCCAAUGCCGCCCAACCACGCAAGGAAGGCCGCUCGGGCGAUACCAUGCAGAACGGCGACCUCUCUCCGAGAGUGAUCAGCCGUUCUCUGGCGUCCGGACAGAUUCCCAUCCCGACUGUUACAUUCGACGACAACAAGCACAUCCUCCCGCGCUAUCUGCUCCAGCCGACGCCCCCGCCUUCUUUAUCGGGCCGGAGUCGAAGCAGUUCGGCGGCAGCAACCCCGAACGGGGCCAGCGAACCCAUCAAUGUGCGAACCGAACGCCCCAAGCUGGAAGGGCGGCACGCGAACAGCUGGGGGGCCACGACCGUCAACAAGCGGCUCCGCAAUGAGGUGUUCAACGAUGCGUUCCUCAAGCAGCCGAUCCCCGUGCGCAAGCAUCGGCGACCGCAUCAACGGUCCAUCCCCCUCCGCAUGCACCAGAUGGGUCGGGCGCCGUCGGAUUCGGUGGCGUCGGCGCAACGUCAGGGCAUAUCGCAGGAAGUGACGACCCAAGUGGACCACCCACCGGCGGCGGAGAACACAGACGCGCAGAAGCCGGCCGGCGAGGAGUGCCUCGACGAGGCUGGAGCGUCGAAGCCCACGACGAGGAGCGACAGUGACGAAGACAACGUGCCGGACGUGACGGGAACUAGUGCGCCCGAACCAGACACGCUCGGCGAGCAGAUGAGCUCGGACCACAAGAAGAGGAAGCGUCGGUACUCGGGCAGCGCUCUGCGGAGGAAGCCGCGCGACGUGAUGGACUCGAGGGGUCGUUUGAAGUACUGGGAACAGGCGGACGAUGCGCGCAUCAAGGGCGAUGACGAUGGCGACGAGACUACUGCCACGACGAGAUGUGCCCUUCCGGGUCGCGAGGAAGCGAUUGAAUCUUUGACGACGAAGCCGACGACGACGACGCAAGGUAACGGCAUCGCCCACAGCCAGGAGAGGGACGGCAUGCCGCAGGAGGUGUCUGCUUCGGCGGCCGUGGAAGCGCCGGCAGCACCAGCACCGAUACAAGAAUUCGAAAAGAUCCCCCGGCCGGUCAACCCCAAGGAGGCGCAGAUCCAAGGGCGGAAGGACUGCCGGGCCGAGCUGUUCCUGCUGCUGGAGGACCUGACGGCGGGGAUGAAGCGGCCGUGCAUCAUGGACCUCAAGAUGGGCACGCGGCAGUACGGGGUGGACGCGACGCCGAAGAAGCGCAAGUCGCAGCAGGGGAAGUGCGCGCGGACGACGUCGCGGCAGCUCGGGGUGCGGGUGUGCGGGCUGCAGGUGUGGGACGUGCCUUCGCAGUCGUACGUGUUCAGGGACAAGUACUACGGGCGCGGGCUGACGGCGGGGCGCGAGUUCCAGGCGGCGCUGACGCGGUUCCUGUACGACGGCGUCGACGCGGGGAGCAUCCUGCGGCACAUCCCGACGAUCCUGGCCAAGCUGGACCAGCUCGAGUCGAUCGUGCGCGGGCUGGACGGGUACCGGUUCUACGCGGCCAGCCUGCUGAUGUUCUACGACGGGGACACGGGCACGGGCACGGGCACGGGGGCCGGUGGGGAGUAUGAUACGGCGGUGGAGGACUCGACGACGGAUUUCGCGACGGAUACGGAGGAGACGGCGGCGGCAUUGAAAGAGAGGCGGCGGCGUCGGAACAAGCGGGAGAUUGAUUUUAAGAUUGCGGACUUUGCCAAUAGCCUGACCGAGGGCGACUUGGCGGAGGGGAAGCCGUGUCCGCCGCAGCACCCGGACGAGCCGGACUGGGGGUUCAUUCGGGGGCUGCGGUCGCUCCGGCGGUAUUUCCUCCGCAUCCAGAGGGAUGUUCGGGCGGAGAUGGGGCUGGUGGGGGCGCGGAAUGGGGCGGAUUCAGAAUGGUUUUUGUUUGAAGAGGAGGAGGAGGAAGGGUGUGUGAGUGAGUAGGGGGGGGGUUUUCUUUUUUUCUUUUCUUUUUUUCUUUUCUUUUCUUUUCCUUUUUUUUUUUUUUUUUGUCCUUUUUGUUCCUUUUCUU